Ambispora gerdemannii is the source of this 1503-nucleotide messenger RNA. The record is from the annotation of a GenBank genome assembly. Lineage: Eukaryota; Fungi; Glomeromycota; Glomeromycetes; Archaeosporales; Ambisporaceae.
AUGAUCCCACAAACUAUUAAAGGAAUCGUUAAAGAAUCGGCUCAAGCAGUGAAAGAAUACAGAGAAGCAGUCUCGCAAGGGAAAGGCGCAUAUCUUUUGAGGAAAAUCUUCCCGAUGUUUUUCUAUGCUCUCUUGUCAGAAAAAAUUCGUUUUGUCUUACCAACUGUUGUUUCGCCUCGAUACUCACCUGGAGAUUUUUCCGAAGAUGUGACAAAUAGAAAAAUAGUGACCGCAGUAAUCCAAGUUACGCUAGUAACAAGUAUAGAGUCGCCUUCUCAUUUGAUUUCUACCGAGUUGAAUAUUAAUGGCGAUGCUAAAGUCUCGAGAAUUAGUUUGUCUGAGGAAAUUACUUACUUAGAAAGAGACUUUAUUUUAGUGGUUAAAAGCAAUGGAUUGGAUGAACCAAGAGCAUUCAUUGAGUAUAAUCCAAAGACAGAAACAAAUGCUGUUAUGUUGACUUUGGUCCCAAAUUUUGCACAAAGUGUGGCAAAAAUGAGCGAAAUGGUAUUUGUGGUUGACAGGUCAGAUUCAAUGUCUAGUGGUCCAAUUCGUAGGGCAUUACAAGCUCUUCAAUUGAUUCUUCAAAGUAUACGCUAUUCAAAAAAUACAUUUUCAAAAGCUUUUACUGAUGUCAAAAAUAUGGGUGCUGAUUGCGGUGGGACAGAAAUAAAAGGCGUUCUCGAAUGUGUAGUUAAGACUGCUCGUAGUGAUAUGCCAACCUCUAGAACUUUCCGACUCUUCUCUCUAGGAAUUGGAUCCAGAGUCUCGCAUCAUUUAAUCGAAUCAAUUGCUCGAGCUGUGAAAGGUUAUUCACAAUUUGUCACCGAUGGAGAACAUAUGGAUAAAAAAGUUGUCGGGAUGAUUAAGAACGCAAUUAAAAACGCAUUAACCGAUUACAAAGUAGAAUGGAUUGACGAGACGCCAACAGAUAGCAAGAAAAGACUAUCAAUUAGUUCAUUUCCUUGGGAUUCGUCGAAAAAAAAUGAAACCAAAUUUCGUCAAGCUCCCAAUUCUAUUCCCGCCAUAUAUUCGGGCGUGCGUGUGGUAGUUUACGCGAUUCUGGCGAAAGGCAUUAAGCCUAAAAAAAUUAUAAAUCUUUCAGCACAAUCCCUGGAUAGUCCGAUUAACUUAAUGUUAAAUUUUUUAGCAAUUAAUUCAAUUAAUGAGAAAACUAAUUCUGAAAUCGCUAGAAGUGAGACACUUAAGCAAAAAAGAGAAGUUCCAAGACAAUCAAACUACAUGUAUUUUGCUGGUACUCCAAGGACUUUUCAUCGCGUUGUAGAAAAAAGUGCAAGAAGUAGUAAAGCAGUAAGUUCUAUUGUAUUUCCAUCUGCGCCGCCAUUUCCAGGGGUCUCACACAUUCGUCGCCGUUAUCAAAACGCACGCUACUAUCAUCAGAAUUUCAAAUCAGCUCAUAUAGGAUCAAAUUUACAAGCUCAAACGUUACUAGCUCAAAAGCAAGAACUAUCACCAUCAUUUGAUAUAAAAACACCAACUAUCUAA